Molecule: messenger RNA, 1716 nt
Organism: Xiphophorus couchianus (Monterrey platyfish)
Lineage: Eukaryota; Metazoa; Chordata; Actinopteri; Cyprinodontiformes; Poeciliidae
Gene: tmem198ab
Product: transmembrane protein 198ab
Exons: 5
Coding region: 377-1453 (358 amino acids)
Biological process (GO): positive regulation of canonical Wnt signaling pathway
Cellular component (GO): plasma membrane; cytoplasmic vesicle
Source: RefSeq, a predicted model, not a curated record
AUUAGCUCCGCCAGCAGGGGUCGCCUCACAGGCCUGCUGCCUCCUCCUCCUCCUCCUCUUCCUCCUGACGCACCGCCUUCAUCAUCCGGACCGGACCGCAGCCUGGAUGCUCCAGCAGUCCGUGUAGCUGAGAACCGGGUCUCCGUCCUCCCAGCCCGGUCCCGGUCCCGGUUCUGAUGGAUGGUUAGCCCACCGCCCUGCCUGCUGCUGCGGACCCGGGGAGCCAUGGAGUCGGUCGGUGCGGGGGGCUCCGCGGGGCUCCGCGGGGCCCCGGGGCCGCAGUGAAGGCGGAGGAACCGCGACCCGCCGCGGGGAACAUGGUGAAACCGUUCACCUGAGCGCCGCACUCUGACCUCCUGACCUCCUCCUCAUUGCCAUGGCGACCACGCUGGAGACGCCGCCGCUUGAGCCGCGCCCCAGCCGGCCGGACACCUGCCUGGACCCCGGGGGCCGCUACUCGGCGGUCCCCUCGGUGGUCUGCUCCAUGUGCUGCCUCUUUGGCAUCAUCUACUGCUUCUUCGGCUACCGCUGCUACAAGGCGGUGAUGUUCCUGACGGGCCUGAUGUUCGGCUCCGUGGUCAUCUUCCUGCUGUGCUACAAGGAGCGCGUCCUGGACACCCAGCUGAGCGUGGAGGCCUCGGUGGGCAUCGGGCUGGGCAUCGGCACGCUGUGCGGCCUGGUCACCAUGCUGGUGCGCAGCGUGGGGCUGUUCAUGGUGGGGCUGCUGCUGGGGCUGCUGGUGGGCGUGGCCACCCUGGUGGGCAUGGCGGAGCUGUCCCAGGCCCCGUCGCGCUCCGUCUGGGUGCCGCUGGGCGUCCUGCUGGGCCUGGGCAUGCUGUUCGCCGUGCUGACGCUGCAGUGGCAGCGCCUCUUCACCACGCUGUCCACCGCCGUGUUCGGCGCCGCCGUCAUCACCGUGGUCCUGGACUACUUCCUGGAGCUGUUUGCGCUGCUGGUGUACGUCUACGAGCGGAUCAAGGUGGAGCCGGGGAAGCCGGUGUGUUGGAUGACCUGGCUGGUGCUGGGGGUGUGGCCGUCCCUCACCCUGCUGGGGGUCAUAGUUCAGUGGAAGGUGACCGCCGAGGGAUACUCUCACACUAAAGUGAUCAUCAGCCGCCAGCAGCGAAGGAUGCAGGUGAUGCGGAUUCGUCAGCGAGACGACCGCUACCGCAAUAAGAAGAAGAAGAAGCAGCAACAUGGCUCCUCCCACCAUCACCAGGCCAAGCAGCUCAACGCCGAGCCCGCCUACCGCCGCAAGCCCAACCCCAUCCGUCGCUACGACACCGACGUCCUGUCGCCGAGUUACAUCCAGAGUUUCCGGGACCGGCAGGUCCAGGCGCAGCCCUUCCCCGGCCGGCUGGUAGGAGGCGCUCACGCUGUGGUGGAGAUGGGCUACGACUGCGGCUCCGCCACCCCCCUCACCGGGGCCGCGGGGCCGCCUCUACGGGCCUGACCUCUGACCCCAGACCUUCACAGGCCUGAUCAGGAGGAACUGACUACAGCCACUACACUCACCACCGGAUUGACAGGCCACCUCCUGGUGUUGACCUCUGACCCUGCAGGCAGAAUCUACUCACCUUUAAACUCUUUACAAAGUCUUGACACAUGAGCUAGGCUAGCUGUGGCUAAUGAGCUAAGCUAGCCGCUGGCUUUGUGACGCUAAUCGCAUGCAGACACUAAACACACACACACCACAGCUCCAACCCUGAAGGAACC